GUGCACCAGUAUAAAUAAGAACGACUCUUUUUAUCACUCAAUACCUUUAUACUGGUAUAUAAAGUUAAAAACGUACAGACACCAUGAGAGGGGUUAAUAUCAUUUUUGUAUCUGUGUUGUAUUUUUCGAUCGACGACUUGUUGAGCCAUUGUGUUGACGCUACAUGUCCUGGAGGAUUUACACUGUAUCGUGGACUAUGUCUGGCCCUAUCCAAUCAGACAAUGCUAAGCUGGCCCAAUGCAUUGGGAACUUGUCAAGACUUAAGUGGAACUCUUCUUACCAUUGACAAUGCCCAGAAACAAAAGAAUGUAGAGGAUUUCAUUACUGAUCACUACAAUGCUUCUAAAAGAGUUUUGGAUCUUCCACCAGUUUACCAAUACCAUUACAUAGAUGAGCUAAGCACCUACAUCAGACAAGAAAAAUACAUUCAGUUUGAUAUCAAAGGCUGUAACGACGCUCAUCUUAUUCUCUCAGAGCACCGAAAUGAUUCAUUUUCCUCAUACGAGAUUGUCAUCGGGGGUUGGGGCAACACGCAAUCUGUAAUAAGGGAUUGUAAACAGUGUAUUUCCAUGGCGACCGCGUUCCACAGUCCAUUGUCUUGCACAGAGUUCAGACCGUUUUGGGUCAGCUGGGGUGGCGGCACCAUAAGGGUGGGAGAAGGCUGGGAGGUGGGCACAGGUACAUUCAUGGAAUGGUCUGAUCCAACGUCACAUCCGGUCAACUUUUUAGGAAUUUCAUCCUGGAAUACUAUGACGUAUUGGCGAUAUUUCAAAGACCCGUAUAACAGCAAUUUCUGGCUCGCUGGUUCAGAUCUAAGACACCAUGGACAGUGGGAGUGGUUCCCAGAGGAGGAUUUUGUGGUCUUUGAGAAUUGGUUACCAGAUCAAGAAGAAUCCCAACAACAUUCACCAACGCGGCACUGUAUGCAGAUGUCGCUUUAUAAUAACUUCAAGUGGGUCGCCGACAACUGCAUGCAAAAUCGAAAGUUUAUUUGCGAACAUUUAUCAACCUCAAAGUCUCCGUUUGGUUGAGGAAUGUGAUGUUGAUAUGGACACUAAACAUUAUCAGAAAUAAUGUCUGAAGUUCAUUUCUGAAAUUCGUUAUUUUACGAUAUAUUUAUAAAAUAAUAAUGACCACACUAUACUGUGAUAUUUUAUAGGUUAAAAAUUUCGCAUUUCCAAAUCGGUAAUCUUGUGAUAUACAUUUGCAAAUAAAUCAAUUAAAACUUUUACAAAUUUAUUAGUCCAUAAAUAAUUUUUCUGUACAUACACGAUAUUAUUGAAAUUAGCACUAUGCCGAAUAGUAAUUCCAUGCCAAAGUGGCAUUUUUGCACUCGUCUAAGCUGCAUGUAUCGAAAAAUUCAAAUAUGCCAUAUGAUAGACCAUUGCCUUAAGAGUAUAUAACCACCUUUGUAAACUGUUUUGAUAAACAUAUACGAGUAUGUGUUAAAAUAUAACCAUUUAUAAUGUUAUUUUUUUAUUGAUUGAUAUUAAAUCUUUUUUGUUAUUAAAUGGCUGAU
This is a messenger RNA of Magallana angulata, 1519 nucleotides long. RefSeq lists its product as uncharacterized. The record is from RefSeq and is a predicted model, not a curated record. The transcript has 5 exons. Lineage: Eukaryota; Metazoa; Mollusca; Bivalvia; Ostreida; Ostreidae. The coding region runs from base 84 to 1031 and encodes 315 amino acids.